Molecule: messenger RNA, 1032 nt
Organism: Heterostelium album PN500
Lineage: Eukaryota; Evosea; Eumycetozoa; Acytosteliales; Acytosteliaceae
Product: 3beta-hydroxysteroid dehydrogenase
Exons: 2
Coding region: 1-1032 (343 amino acids)
Biological process (GO): steroid biosynthetic process
Molecular function (GO): 3-beta-hydroxy-Delta5-steroid dehydrogenase (NAD+) activity
Source: RefSeq, a predicted model, not a curated record
AUGAAGAAAUAUUUAGUAGUAGGAGGAAGUGGAUUCCUUGGUAGAUAUAUUGUUGAGGCACUUUUAGCACGCUCAGAAAGAGAUGUUCAUGUUUUUGAUAUAAGAAAAUCUUUUGAAGACGAAAGAGUUACAUUUCACAUUGGAGACAUCUGCAAUAUCGAUGAUCUAGUCGAAGCAUGUAGAGGUGUCGAUACAGUAUUCCACACAGCAUCACCAACACACGGUAUGGGAUACGACAUCUACUAUAAGGUGAACGUCACCGGCACGGAGAACCUGAUCGAAGCCUGCAAACGUACACAAGUUAAACAGUUGAUCUACACCAGUUCAUCAUCGGUGGUCUUCAACGGUAGCGAUAUCGUCAACGGAGAUGAAACACUACCCUAUGUAGACAAGCAUCUCGACCCCUACAACAAGACCAAGGAGCUAGGUGAGAGAGCGGUACUCGCUGCCAACUCCACACUCUUGCUGACCUGUGCUAUCAGACCAGCCGGUAUCUUUGGACCUCGUGAUGUACAGGGUUGGCCACAAUACCUCAAGGCAGCCAAAGAAGGAAAGAACAAGUUUAUGUUUGGCGACGGAAAGAACCUUUGCGAUUGGACCUACAUUGACAAUGUCGUUCACGCUCACCUGCUUGCCGCCGACAAGAUGACAGUGCACUCUGACAUCCCAGGUCAAGCAUACUUUAUCACCAACGACGACCCUGUCAUCUUCUGGGACAUGCCAAUCUAUGCCUACGAAGCGUUCGGUUAUGAAAGACCCAAGUACAAGGUACCAUUCGGUGUUAUCUAUGUGAUUGCAUGGAUGAUCGAUCUUGUAGUUGCACUUGCCAAGCUGUUUGGUGUCACAUUACACCCGACCAUUACACUGUUCCGUAUCGUCUACUCUAACUCUACCCGUUACUUUAACAUCUCAAAGGCAAAGCGUGACUUGAACUACAAGCCAAUAGUAACCUACAAAGAAGGUCUAGAAAGAACCAAAGAAUGGUUCAAAGCUAACUACUCAAGUUAUAUCAAAGAUAAAAAGAAAAAUUAA